Messenger RNA from Malaya genurostris, 3391 nucleotides. It is a transcript of the gene Rcd1, whose product is annotated as KAT8 regulatory NSL complex subunit 3. Lineage: Eukaryota; Metazoa; Arthropoda; Insecta; Diptera; Culicidae. Gene Ontology annotation, cellular component: NSL complex. Gene Ontology annotation, biological process: positive regulation of transcription by RNA polymerase II. The transcript is spliced from 6 exons. The coding region runs from base 292 to 3312 and encodes 1006 amino acids. The record is from RefSeq and is a predicted model, not a curated record.
UUGAGUAACUAUUUUUAAGCGUGAAUGUUGAAGAUGGGAAAGACGCAAAACAUGUUUUAAAAAUGACAGAAAAUGACGCUUGUUUAACGAGACGCAGUGAACGCAGCACGAAACCAUAUUUUCACAUCUUAAAUUUUCACUAGUUCGCUUUUUUUUUCUCAAGUAUUGAUUACUGUUACUAUGCAAAUGUUAUUACCUAUUCCACGCAAGUGCAUCUGCGGCAAUCAAUAGUUUCCCUCUUCUAGGAGAGGGAAAUAAAAGCGACAAACUAUUGGAAUCGAUAAGUAAACAAUGGAACACAGUUAUUCACGGGACGUUCGCCCAAUGGAAAGUAGCCAGACGGCCACGACGCGGACGCUGAUGGUGCAUAGACCACCACAGUGUCCCUCGUGCCACACACACUCACAUGAUGAACGAAUUGACCUUGAGGAAUCGUAUAAUCCACCGAUUCCAUCAUACAAUGAAGAGAACGCGAAAGCCGCAAUGCUGGAAAGCGAGAAUAUCACCAAAUUGGUUCGAAAUCUGAAUUCGGAAGAUGUUGACUGGGAGGAUAAAAUCAACAAGAUUGGUUGGUCUGUUCAGCAAAUACGCCUGUUUAGUAAAGUCACUAAACUGUUGGAUAUGGAUCGAUUGGCAAGAUUGACGAUUGCAGAUAAACAGCACGAACCGGUGCAUCGUCGAAUGGUCAUUGACAAAUCUGUCGGUCGCCUACGCCAGGCUUUGGCUAGUGUUUCUUGGGAUCCACGUCUUACCCAGUGGCUUCACGGACUGUUGAUGGAGAGUCUACCGCCGAGUUAUCUAUCUUCUUAUGUCGACAUUCUGCAAACACUAAAAUCCAAACUACCUAAUUUGGUGGAUAAAAUGAUCUUCGGGAGACCAUUGAACAUCAAUCAGGAGCUACUGGGACCGGUUCUGAAAAAGCCAUGGGAACCAAUAGUGGCUCACAAAAACAGGAAACUUCCCGGUCAACCGUUUAUAGUUGUUGUUCCUUCGGGGCCCAACAUGACGACACCGAGUACACGCUUACAAAAGUGGUACUCGUUGUUUGCUACCAUGGCGUCGGUCAUCCCAAUCACAAUGCCACCACAGGGGGCCGUAAUGGCAAAGCACAGCGUCCAGAAUGUGGCCGAUCAAAUGGUUGCAGUAACGCGGAAUAAAAUCCAAGAUGUCCGCCAGGAAGCACCGAACCGACCGAUCAUUUUGGUUGGUUUUAAUGCUGGAGCGGCAUUGUCAAUUCAAAUCGGUCUUGUAGAGACGGUUAGUUGCAUUGUUUGUUUGGGAUUUGCAUAUAAUACAGUUAAUGGUCCCAGAGGUUCUCCAGACGAUCACAUCACGGAUAUUACAGCGCCGGUGCUGUUUGUGAUUGGGCAGGUCUCGGCUAGAACCAGCCAAGAAGAGAUUGAGUUUCUGCGAGAAAAAAUGAUCGCACAGACAUCUCUCGUCGUUGUUGGAUCAGCCGAUGAUUGCUUGCGAGUGUGCAAAUCAAAACGCAAAAUUGAAGGUGUAACGCAAUCGAUGGUGGACAACAUGGUUAUGGACGAAGUGGCCGAGUUUGCGACCAAUUGCUUGUUGGAUCCACCGCGUCCUAAGCAAACAAUCAAAGAUCCAAAUGGACAAAAAACCAACUUGCUUUUGUCUAACAAUAGCACCAAUUUGGCAGCCACUGGAGGACCUGCUGUUGCUGCACAGGCGCUCACUCAAAAUGUUUCCGGUAGCGGAAUACCAUCGAUUCAUCGUAAGCGCAAGUUGAGCCAAUCGGAAGAACAGCCUGACACAUCAAAAGCAGCCAAAGCCAACAAGCAACAAAUUAAAAAAAUAACCAAACCAACGAAACAAACACGAGCGGAAAAAUUACUGUUGCAGCAAAACCAGCAGGCCAUUGAUGCGGCAGUUCAAAGUAUUCUUCCCGACACCGAUAAGGCUACGGAGCUAAAUGCUAAGAGGACGGCAUCUUUACUAACCAACUAUCAAAUUUCUUCGGCUGGUGGUAACAAUCUGGAGAUUCGUAGCACUUCGACACCGCAGUUGGUGUCAGGUUUAGCUAGUUCUCCAAUAGUACUACCUAUAAUUAAACGAGAAGGGUCAACGCCACAAAAUUCUACAUCUCCCGCAACAACUUCCAACAUAAAAGUAAUUCCUGCCAACCAAUUUAUCCAAUUGAAACCGUCAGGAUCCACACAGAAAUUCUUUACUCUAAAAUCGUCACCGAAACCGGUUGUGUCUGUUACUUCUAAACCAGCUGUAACUGUCCCGAGCCCGCUAGCAAUUACACCUGUUUCGCAGGCAUCACCUCAACAACAGCAAUCUUUCAGUCCAACCAAAUUUACUAUUGUGCGUAGUACCGCGGGGAUUACCAAAACUCCUACACCUGCUUCGAGUUCUUUCUUCAAGACUACCAAGUCUCCUCCCACGCCCGAUCUAUCGAACACCAAUAUUUUUGAUAUACCCAUUGUAUUUGCCGAUAACGAAGGAAACAUUCAGGAUGGAUCACCGCAAAAGUCCAUCGAGAUGCCUAGAACUUCGACAAAUAUUGUAACGAUUUCACCAGCAAUUACUUCAGCACAAACGUUUAAAACUGAUCAAAUGAAUCGAAUCAUUACCCUUCAACCGUCGAUAAAACCCAAUAAGGUUGUGGUCAUCAAUAAAAGUAACAUCAAACAAGUACCAGCUAACAUUCUUUCUACGGUCGCUGCCGCCAAACCGGCGAACUCAACACCAACCGGAGUCAAAUAUGCUAAAGUGGUACUGUCGAACCCUCUGAACAAGACAGUCUCACCGACAAUGUCUACUACGGCUUCGAAGAAUAUAUCUCAAAUGAUAUCCGGUGGAAAAGUUGAAAUUUUGAAUAACACCGUAGUAAAAUCGCCUGCUGUGCCAUCCAGUUCCGGACUGCAUCAGCAGCCCAAGUUUCAGCCGAUAAUUAUCAAUGUAGAUCCCAGCAAAACGACAACCGUGAAAAAUUUUGUUCGUGUCGGAGAAACGCAAAUUCGUCCCAUCGGUACAAGUGCGACUGUUUCCUCGUUAACUGCUUCACCGGCAACAGUAACGCUCCAGGGUACUACUACCACUACCAAUUCGCCGCAUCUCGCGCCGGGAAUUCCAGGUACAAACACCAUCUUGAUCAAGACGAACUCAUUGUCUCAGCUGACCAGCAGGAAACCAGCCAUUCUCAAUCGGAACAUAACCGUUCGAAAAGUAAAUAUUGUACCGCAACAACAUCUUGGUUCGGUUGCACCCACUGUGCUGUCAUCAACUGCAACGAUAGGCUCUUUGCAACAACACCAGCAGUACCAGAAGCCUAAGGCGCCAUAAGCUUUAGAAGUUUAUGUGUAUAAAUCGUAUUUAGUUAAUUUACAAUAAAUACCUAUGGACGGUAACAUGUCGGAAGAUA